AUUCGUCUUAGACCUUAGUUGCUUUUUUGCGGUUACCACUUGGACAAUUAAAAUUAGUAAUAUUCUGGUUACCACUUUAGAAUUAUCUGAAACACCGAAAUGGGAUUUAUAGGUGGAAUUAUCAAAAGAAUAAUUAAACUAAUAGUAUAUUCGGCUCUCGUAGUAGUUUUUAUUGUUUUGAUACCUAAUCUGCCGCCGUAUACAAAGUUUACGCAUAUCGAGCUUGAACCGACUCAACCUAGGGUAGGAGCGUUGGCUCCUAAUGAUGUCCUAAAUAAUGCAACAGCUUUAUAUAAACAUAAAUUGUUGGGACCAGAAACAUUUCAAGUAUGGAAUGGUGAGAUAUAUACAGGGCUUGCAACCGGGGAAAUAGUAAAGUUGUCACCAGGAGGUCAUGUCACAUUUGUGACUAAGAUUGGACAGCCCUGUAGUGGACUAACUCAAGAGCACAUUUGCGGACGUCCACUCGGAUUCGUAAUCGAUGAGAAGAACAAACUUAUGUAUGUUGCUGAUGCAUAUCAUGGGAUUUGGAAAGUAAAUUUAUUAACAGACAUGAAACAGCUGCUGGUGUCACCACAUGUUGCAAUUGAUGGAAGAGUUCCAAUGAUCUUCAAUUCAGUUGCUUUCGAUAAGAAUGGGGAUCUUUAUUGGACGGAUUCUAGUAGCGACUUUCAAUUGAGAGAUGGAGUGAUGGCAGCUUUCGCGGAUCCAACUGGAAGGUUAUUCCACUACAACACUGCCAAGAAUAUCAGUAAGGUGUUGCUUGAUGAUCUAUGGUUUGCAAAUGGACUGCUCAUAUCACCAGACAACCAGUAUGUUUUAGUUGCUGAAUCAUCUCGGUACAGAAUCAUCAAAUAUUAUAUAAAUGGACCUAAAAAAGGCAACUCAGAAGUUUUUGUGUCUGGAUUACCAGGAAUUCCCGAUGUCAUCCGCCCCCUACCCGACGGGUCCGGCGUGCUGGUAUCUCUAUAUAGUGUAUUCGAUGAUGAAAACCCCCUACUCAUCAAGACUAUGGCCUCCGCACCUCUGGCUAGGAAAUUCUUAGCGCGACUCAUUCGUCUCAUCGAAAUUCCAUUUGAAUUCCUUCAUAGCCAUUUUGGUAGUCACAUUUUUGAAAGCAUUGUCUAUCAGAUUGGCAAUUUUGCAAGUGUAGCCAGUCUUUCUCCAGGGCAAACAGGACUAGUUCAAUUAGACUGGAAUGGCAAUAUUGUAGCGUCGUACUACAACACAGAUGGAAGUCUACUCCACAUAAGUGAUGCGAUUGUCUUUAAUAAAAAGUUAUAUACUGCCUGUCCACAUUUGCAAAAUUUUAUCGGUGCUGUACCAGCUCCACCACAGUUAGUAAAAGCUUUUACUGUUAAUAAAGCAUCUCCGAAGGAAGAACCGAAAGUAGAAUCUAAAUCAGCGGAACUAAAUAAACCUAAAGUAGACCAAAAUAAAGAAAUACCCCAGAAUACUAAGCCUAGCACGCAAACUACUACACCAAAACCAAAUGUUCCUAAAGAAAAGGUGGUGACACAAAACACUGUCCCCAAAGAAGAUAAACCCAAGAAUAAACAAGCAGAUACUAAACAGAAAGAAGAAGUUAUCAAAGCUGCAGCAAAACGAACAGAUCAAGUUAAAAAUGACGUAAAAUCCAAAGCAGAUUCAAAGCAAGGUGAUCAAAAGCCCAAAGUAUUACCGAAGGAAGAAAAACCAAAAGUAGUAUCAAAAGGCACUGAAACUAAACCAAAUGUUGCAUCGCAAGCUGUACCAAACGCCAAAGCCGCACAAAAGGAUGCAAAUCCAAAUCUCAAAGCGACACCACAAGCAAAAUCAAUAAAUAAAAAUCAAGAAUCACAAGGGAAACCAGUCAAGGAAACUGAAAGCAAAGUUAAAAUAGAUAAAUCCAACGAUGUAAAAACAGAAGCAAGCAAAAAAGAACCAGUAGUACAUUCAAAGACAGUUACAGACCAACCUGGCGCUAAAACGGCCCAAAAGGCACCAGAGUUAAAAUCUGAAUCACAAAAUGUAAAAACAAAACCAACUGUAUCCGACUCUAAGCAAAAAAAGAAUGAUGCUGAAGCAGCGAAAAAACCCACGAAACAAGAAUCAGGCAAAAAGGCAAUACCGGUCAAAGAAAAUAUCCCGUCCGACACUGCCAAACCCAAAAGGGAAACACUGAAAGUCAUAAAAAAGACUGGACCGGAAGAAAUCCCUACUCCUCAAAUAUAAGUGCAGGUUGUGUUUUAAAAUUAGUUUAAUAUUUUUUUUAUUGAGAAGUCUUAAGACAAUCUGUCAAUGUUAUUUUAUAAAAAUCAUUUUAUAAUUAUUUAUUUAUGAAUAAGGCAUAUUUUUAAAUAUCUUUAUGUUGUUACCAUUCCAAGCAUCUACAUUCCUUAUAAAGUAAGGUAUUUCUGUGAAGGUUUUUUCAGUAUUUUUGUAUAUCUCGAGGAUUUUAUAUAUUUUUUUCUUUUGAUAUUUUUUUAUUUGGGUUUUGUUUCAGCGCAUGAGCGUAGGACCACUUAUGUUAACAAUUAUUUAAAAAUCUAUUAUAACAAUCUCGUUUCCUUUAAUAAGUGCAAUAUAUUAUGACAAAUAUUAUUCAAAAAAAAUCUCAUCACAUAGAUUACAUAUA
Molecule: messenger RNA, 2617 nt
Organism: Pararge aegeria (speckled wood butterfly)
Lineage: Eukaryota; Metazoa; Arthropoda; Insecta; Lepidoptera; Nymphalidae
Gene: Hmu
Exons: 6
Coding region: 100-2214 (704 amino acids)
Biological process (GO): biosynthetic process
Molecular function (GO): strictosidine synthase activity
Source: RefSeq, a predicted model, not a curated record